ACCCGUGUGAAGUGUGUGUGUGUGUGUGUGUGUGUGCCGUCCGGGCCAAGUCAACCCAACCUGUUGUGGGUCGAACCACUGUUGUACUGGUGACACAAAAAAUGUUGUAGUCAUUAGACUCACAUACGAUUAAUCGACAGGUUAACAAAGAAAAAAGAAAAAAAAGAAACAAACAAACAAAAAAACCAACCAGUGUCGUCUGUUGAAGCUGCAGCAGUAAAUUCUCAGACAGAACAUCCCAUAACUCUGACUCCACCACUGACCCAGUGUGUGUGUGUGUGUGUGAAUUAUACACAGACACGACCACGCACGCACCUGUGCACGAUUCGGUUUGGAAUGUUUUGUUUUACGAUUUAUUUUCUAAAUAAUAAUAAAACCGUGUCAUUGUUUUUUUUCUUUAGCUGUAAAUAAUUCACGGCUUUGUUUUAUUAUUGAAGUUGAACUAAAAUCGUAUUUUUACAGGCCUCAAAAAGGAGCCGUUUCUUCACUGAUUCAAUGUUGGAAAAAAAAGUUGAUGAAAUAAAUCAGAAGUUUAUUUACGAAAAAAAUAUUUAAUAACAUUUAACUCUGGUUGUGUGUGUGUGUGUGUGUCGGUGUUUUUAUGAAGGAGGCGGCAGUGAAUUAAAAGCGGAAUGCUUACCUCUGAUUGGUCCACGGGCUCCGGGCUAAACCCACUCGCUUUCAUCCAUAAAAGAAAGGCCGCGGAGCCUAUGAGAGCGCGCGGCCGUCUCCACCUACAACAUGCAACAAAGUUGGACGGUGAAAGUCCUUCCAUCCAUCCACUGAAUCAAACCGAGGCCAGCGGCACCACCACAGUCCGGCUGAUCCACGCACACAUUUCUGCUGUAUCUCCUCCACUUCCGUGGGUAAAAGUUUGGUUCCUCCAUCACCCGCGUCCCGAACACCAGGGGUCAGGAAGCGACGGCACCGAGAGCAGCUGUUUAGAGAAAAACACUCCGGGUUUUCACUUGGAUUUAGUUUGGACAGAUUUUUGUCUGGUGAUCGUGAGGAUGGCUGCUCUGCCGGGAACUAUGCCUCGGAUGAUGCGCCCUGCGCCGGGACAGAACUACCCCCGAACCGGCUUCCCUUUGGAAGUUUCCACUCCUCUGGGCCAGGGCAGGGUGAACCAGCUCGGCGGGGUCUUCAUCAACGGACGGCCUCUGCCGAACCACAUCCGACACAAGAUAGUGGAGAUGGCCCACCACGGCAUCCGACCCUGUGUAAUCUCGCGACAGUUGCGAGUUUCCCACGGAUGUGUGUCCAAGAUUCUGUGCCGGUACCAAGAAACCGGCUCCAUCCGUCCGGGGGCCAUAGGAGGCAGCAAACCCAGGCAGGUGGCAACUCCUGACGUGGAGAAGCGCAUCGAGGAGUACAAGAGGGAGAACCCGGGAAUGUUCAGCUGGGAGAUCCGGGAUAAGCUGCUGAAGGACGGCGUGUGCGACAGAAGCACGGUUCCUUCAGGUGAGGCUUCAUCUGUCAGUUCCAUCAGCCGGGUGUUGAGAACCCGAUUUGGCAAAAAAGAUGACGAGGAUGACUGUGAUAAGAAGGAUGAAGAUGGAGAAAAGAAAACAAAGCACAGCAUCGACGGCAUCCUCGGUGAUAAAUGUAACCGCACCGAUGACGGCUCAGACGUAGAUUCGGAGCCCGACUUGCCCCUGAAGAGGAAGCAGAGGCGCAGUCGCACCACCUUCACCGCUGAGCAGCUGGAGGAGCUGGAGAAGGCGUUUGAGAGGACGCACUACCCAGACAUCUACACCAGGGAGGAGCUGGCUCAGAGGACCAAGCUGACGGAGGCCAGAGUUCAGGUGUGGUUCAGUAACAGGCGAGCUCGGUGGCGUAAACAGGCGGGAGCCAAUCAGCUAGCGGCUUUCAACCACCUGCUCCCUGGAGGUUUCCCGCCCACCGGCAUGCCGACUCUGCCCACGUACCAGCUGCCGGAGUCCAGCUACCCCAGCGCCACGCUGUCCCAGGAGGGAACCAGCACGCUGCACCGACCGCAGCCUCUUCCUCCGUCCUCCAUGCACCAGGGCGGUCUGAGCGCCGACAGCAGCUCCGCCUACGGCCUGUCUUCAAACCGCCACAGCUUCUCCAGCUACUCCGACACCUUCAUGAGUCCCUCGGCGUCCGGCAACCACAUGAACCCCGUUGGCAACGGCCUUUCUCCACAGGUGAUGAGCAUCCUGAGCAACCCCGGCGCCGUACCCCCCCAGUCCCAGCACGACUUCUCCAUCUCCCCUCUGCACGGCGGCCUGGACGGCUCCAACCCGAUCUCGGCCAGCUGCAGCCAGCGCUCCGACACCAUCAAGAGCGUGGACAGCCUGGCCCCCUCCCAGUCAUACUGCCCCCCCACGUACAGCGCCACCAGCUACAGCGUGGACCCCGUCACUGCAGGCUACCAGUACAGCCAGUACGGCCAGACUGCUGUCGACUACCUAGCUAAGAACGUUAGCUUGUCCACUCAGCGGAGGAUGAAGCUCGGAGACCAUUCGGCCGUGCUAGGACUCCUGCAGGUGGAGACGGGACAGGCGUACUGAAGACCCCGUGUCUCUCCUCCCCCCUCUG
Molecule: messenger RNA, 2562 nt
Organism: Cynoglossus semilaevis (tongue sole)
Lineage: Eukaryota; Metazoa; Chordata; Actinopteri; Pleuronectiformes; Cynoglossidae
Gene: pax7a
Product: paired box 7a
Exons: 9
Coding region: 633-2534 (633 amino acids)
Biological process (GO): regulation of transcription by RNA polymerase II; anatomical structure development
Molecular function (GO): DNA-binding transcription factor activity, RNA polymerase II-specific; RNA polymerase II cis-regulatory region sequence-specific DNA binding
Source: RefSeq, a predicted model, not a curated record